AUGUGUGAUUUGAAUUUGGAAAGUGUUGAAGUCCGAAUGGACGUGAACAAUACUGCCUCGUCAAGUGGAGAUAAUUGUGAAAAGAAACAGAAAUAUAACUUCCGGCGAAGUUCUGUGAUCAAGCGUAUUCGGGUGGAAGAAAAUCAAAAACAGUCCAAAAAGGAUGCCAGGACAAAGGUCAAAACGAAACAAGAGGCACAACCCUUGAGCAAAUAUCGUAGAAGAUCGGCAAAUGCUCGUGAAAGAUGCCGUAUUAAUGAUAUGAAUUUAGCUUAUGAACAGUUAAGAAACGUUUUGCCGCAGAUGUCGCCAGUGUACAGCAAAAACAAGCUUUCUAAACAGACGAUUUUAACGCUAGCUAUGAACUAUAUCGCUGCUUUAAGACGGGUGCUUGGAUAUUCAGACCCCCAAGACCGGUCUGAUGGUGAGUCGAAUGGGUCCUCGUGUUCCACUGUCAGUUCUGAUGGAGAAUCUUCAAACUCGUCACUGACUACCUCAGAUGAUGGAUUGUGUUCUACGUCAUCAGAAAGCGUGUCUGAUGAAAUGAUGUUGUCGACGUCACUAGUAACACAGUGUUCUACGUCAUCAGGGAACAUUUUGCAUUCUAAGUCAUCACUAAGUGGGAAGCUUUCAUCUGAUUUCGAAUCAGACGAUCCAUUAGACUUGCCGAUGGAUAUUUCAGAAGAAGAAAUUUGUGAUAUCGUGACACCGGAAGUGACCAUGAUAACUUCCGGUGUAACAGAUAAUGUGUGA
Messenger RNA from Lottia gigantea (owl limpet), 753 nucleotides. RefSeq lists its product as hypothetical. The transcript has a single exon. The record is from RefSeq and is a predicted model, not a curated record. NCBI's taxonomy places the organism in Eukaryota, Metazoa, Mollusca, Gastropoda, Lottiidae. Bases 1 to 753 code for a protein of 250 amino acids. Gene Ontology annotation, molecular function: protein dimerization activity.